GAGAUGUGUGUCCCUGAGACCAUGGCUGCAGGGUAUGGGAGAGUAGGGAGACUUGAAUUCUGAAAAACCUACCAGCUUACCCUGAUGACAUUACAAACUGAGGUGGGUAACUUUGGCUUUGGAGCACUAGGAACAGGACAGACCUGGCAUAUCCUCCUGCUCAUAAUGAGAAUAGUUCUGCUCCAAUCAAUCAAGAUGAACCUCAUGGACAUCACCAAGAUUUUCUCCCUCCUGCAGCCCGACAAGGAGGAGGAGGACACCGACAUGGUGGAGAAGCAGGCUCUCAAUCAAGCAGUGUAUGACAAUGACUCCCAUACCUUGGACCAGCUUUUGUGCCAGGAGCGUUACAAACGUUUUAUCAACAGUAGAAGUGGCUGGGGUGUUCCUGGGACACCUUUGCGCUUGGCUGCUUCUUAUGGUCACCUCAGCUGUUUGCAGGUCCUCCUGGCACAUGGUGCUGAUGUUGACAGCUUGGAUGUCAAGGCACAGACACCACUUUUUACUGCUGUCAGUCAUGGUCAUCUGGACUGUGUGCGUGUGCUUUUGGAAGCUGGUGCCUGUCCUGGUGGUAGCAUCUACAACAACUGUUCUCCUGUGCUCACAGCUGCCCGUGAUGGCGCUGCUGCCAUCCUUCAGGAACUCCUGGGCCAUGGUGCAGAAGCCAAUAUCAAAGCUAAACUGCCAGUCUGGGCAUCAAACAUAGCUUCAUGUUCUGGCCCCCUCUAUUUGGCAGCAGUCUAUGGGCACCUUGACUGUUUCCGCCUGCUUUUGCUCCAUGGUGCAGAUCCCAACUACAACUGUACUGACCAGCGCCUACUGGCUCGUGUCCCACGGCCCCGCACCCUUCUCGAAAUCUGCCUCCACCAUAAUUGUGAACCAGAGUACAUCCAGCUGUUAAUUGAUUUUGGUGCUAACAUCUACCUUCCAUCUCUCUCCCUGGAUCCGAACUUGCAAGAUGAUAAAAGCACUGCAUUGCUGCUACAGGCUCGAGCCACUCCACGGUCACUACUAUCACAGGCCCGUUUAGUAAUCCGCAGAGCCCUGCGCCAGGCCAGCCAACCACAAGCCAUCGACCAGUUGGAUAUUGCCCCUGUGUUGAUUAGCUACCUCAAACAUCAACUGUAAUCUUGCAGCCUUACCAGAAAUCCACAACACCUACAAAAACCACCCAGGGAUCCAGGUAGCUGGAGGGUGCUAUAGCUCCACCCACUCACCUGAAGCUGCUCUCCUGUAUUAUCCUCCACAAGAUCCUCAUCAAAAUAAAUCCUGGUGGCUGUUCUCCUGUAUUAUCCUCCACAAUAAAAUCCUCAUCG
Messenger RNA from Canis lupus familiaris (dog), 1313 nucleotides. It is a transcript of the gene ASB12, whose product is annotated as ankyrin repeat and SOCS box containing 12. The coding region runs from base 85 to 1125 and encodes 346 amino acids. NCBI's taxonomy places the organism in Eukaryota, Metazoa, Chordata, Mammalia, Carnivora, Canidae. Gene Ontology annotation, molecular function: protein binding. The transcript has 3 exons. The record is from RefSeq and is a predicted model, not a curated record.